This is a messenger RNA of Anopheles merus, 1631 nucleotides long. RefSeq lists its product as uncharacterized. The record is from RefSeq and is a predicted model, not a curated record. Lineage: Eukaryota; Metazoa; Arthropoda; Insecta; Diptera; Culicidae. The transcript is spliced from 2 exons. Bases 925 to 1566 code for a protein of 213 amino acids.
UCAUGGCUUAAUGUGUAAUGUGCUUGGAAUGAUCGAGCUUGAGGAAAGUUUAAUCAUUCCCAAAGGAAAACAUGAUCCAAUACAAGGAGAAUACGACGAUGCAGUUGCUGGGGUGAGCACCAACACCAAGCCGCCGUUUAAAAAGGCCGCAAUGCCCGAUCAUAAGACAUGUUUCAUCGUGCCCAAAAGAGUGAGUGAAGCGACACAAAAGGAGCAUGUCAAACCAGUUAGAGGAGUGCUCACCAACACCGAAACGACGCGUAAAAUGGCGACCAGCGAGGAUAGUAACUUUUUUGUAUCGGUGAAUUCGAAACCAUUGCGAGAAAACCGUGCUGAAUGCGCAAGUAUUGGUGAAGCUAACCAAAAGGUGCUUCCGCUAUCCGAAGUUGUUGCCUAUGUGGAAGGUUUAAUGGAUAAAUUUAGCGGUGAUAACGGAGAAGAUGUUAAUAUGUGGGUCGGCCAACUAGAAAAAACAUUUCACAUGCUACAAAUUGACGAUGUACAAAAAAUAAUAGUUAUACGCCGAUUGCUCGAAGGAACCGCCGCAAUGUUGAUUAAAUCAUCUAUCCAUACCGAUGAUGAGGAACUGAAACAGAAACUGCUGAUUAAUUUUUCUUCAAAACCACCGACCAAAAGUGUAUAUCGUCAACUCCGACAACGUAAAUUGCUGCUGAACGAGACCACAACACGAUAUAUAAUGGAAAUGGAAAACAUCGCAAAAAGAGCAAUGAUUCCGGAACAAGAACUCACUUCUAUUAUUCUUGAUGAAAUCAGAGAUCCUACUAAUGCUGCUGCAAUUCGAUUUGCAACCAAUAGUAUGAACGAGCUACGAGCUGCGCUACAACGAUACGAAUUUAUUUGGCCCCGUCAGAUGAAGCAAACAAUAGCAGCACCAAAUACUGCCUGAUCUGAUACUGCAGUAAAAUGCUACAACUGUGCGCGUUACGGGCAUCAUCAGCAGGAUUAUCGACAACCCAGACGCCCGCAAGGAUCGUGCUUCUUGUGCCACAAGACAGGACAUGUAAUUCGCGAUUGUCCUCAACGUGUCCCAUCUACUUCAGCGGCAGUUCAACAGGGAGAGGUUACGUCUCACUACGAGCUUCAGCCAACAAACGAAGUCCAUCCAAUGCAAAAUUUUCAGGUCCGGAAGCUGUGGUUGAUGGCGUUGCUGAGGAGUGCCUGAUAGAUUUCCCGUUGUCGGAGGAGGAUGUAUUCAUUUUAUCCGAUGAUGAAGAUAAGGAUGAAAUAAUCGAAUACAUCGAGAACGAGAGCGAAGAGGAUGAUAAAGAUGAAGAAGAUCAUCUACUGAAUGAGGAAAAUAAUAGUCCAGCUCAACAUCCGAUGGCCAAGCGGUUGAGAGUUUGGGCUUUAUCUCAUAAGAUACCUCAUUUAGUAUUGAAUGAUCUUCUUCGCUUGGUUCGCGAAACAACGGACAUUCCUCUUCCUCUAGAUUCUAGAACGCUCCUUAAGACACCGGUUGCUGUGGGCAAGGAAAUAUACGCGGUAGCUGGCGGUGAAAUGUGGUAUCAUGGCAUUGCAAAAUGUAUGCAAAGUUGUUUCCGGUAAAACAGAUUGUGCUUAGCGUGAUAACAUGUACCAUGUAAAUAACUAAUACAUAGGUAACAUCUACU